GAGAGAGAGACAGACAGACAGACAAGGUUGUCAUCAUAGCUGGGAAUUAUGAGCGGAGCUAAAGCCCGCAUCGACCCGCCUGUUGCUGCUGAGAAUGUCUCGAGCACCGGGCACAGUUCCGCGGCUGUUGCACGGGAGCGCAAGCCAAGUGGAGGGGUUCUGAAGAGACUCAAGUCUCGGCGAAGCCAGGUUGAUAGUAGGCCCGUCACAGAAGAUGAUCUUCGGACACAAGUUGGCCACAUCACCCCUGAAGAGGUCCUAGGAUUGCGGGUUGCUACACGGGGUAGGCUAUAUAUUUUCUGAACGAUGCAUUUACACACAGUGGCAUUUACAUACAGUGUGACGUUGAGUAGAAUUGGCACGCGAAUGUCUGUCUAUUUACCUGCAUAGUCGCUAUGAUAGAUGGAUAGAUCAGAAGAUAGAUAAUUGUAUUGCCCUCUAGAUCUUGUAAAACAGCCACUGACUACCCAUAAUCUGUCUGUCCAUCCCAGGGUACCUGUGUAAACCAGAGGACAACAUCUUCAACAUAGAUUUCAUCCACUUUAAAAUCAGAGACCUGGAGACAGGGACUGUGUUGUUUGAAAUCGCCAAACCACCUCAUACAGGUACAGUCCAUAUUCCCUCUCAGUUUGUGUGUGUGUCUGACCAAUAUGAUCCUGUGUUUGUGUGUGUUGUAUCUACUGGAAUUCAUCACCGUGCCAUUGGUGUAAAAAUAAAUGGUGUGUGUUGUGUCUUUGACCUCAGAGGAAGAUGAGGAGAAUGGAGAGGGAGACAUGAGUGCCGGACGUUUCGUACGCUACCAGUUCACAGCUGCAUUCCUACGACUGAGGACAGUGGGAGCCACGUGUGUUAAUUCUCUCUUUCUCUCUCUCUCUCUCUCUCUCUCGCUCACACACACACACACACACACACACACACACACACACACACACACACACACACACACACACACACACACACACACACACACAGAACAGAACAGACAGCAUGUUUUUCUAUCCACACGUUUACUCACAUACAGUACCUACUGCAUGUUUACCCCCCCUCUGUCGGUCUGUCUGUCUGCCUGUCUCUCUCUCUCUGUCUGUGUGUCAGAGUGGAGUUUACAGUUGGCACCCGGCCUCUGAACAGCUUCAGGAUGAUUGAGAGGCACUACUUCAGGGAUCACCUCCUGAAGAGCUUUGACUUUGACUUCGGCUUCUGUAUCCCAAACAGCCGCAACACCUGCGAACACAUCUACGAGUUCCCUCAGCUGUCCGAGAGCUUGGGUGAGUUUUACAUCCCACCCAGUAGUCAAUGACCCCGGUUGAAGCACUUUGUUACUGAUGUUUUUGUGAAAAGUGCUACAUAAAUAAAAUGUAGGAGUAAAUAAGUAAAAUGUGUACAUUACAUUUAUGUGGAAAUGCAAUCAUUUACUGAAGGAAAUGCACAUCACCUUUUGAAGACAUUUUCCAGACUUUGUAUUUAGCAGUAGUAUAUGGAUUGGAAUAACGUGAAAUACAGAAUAAUAAAUGUUCCCUUCCAGUUCGUCAGAUGGUGGAGCAUCCCUACGAGACGAGAUCGGACAGCUACUACUUCGUUGACAACAGACUGGUCAUGCACAACAAGGCAGACUACGCUUAUAACGGGGGCAGGCAUUGA
Molecule: messenger RNA, 1641 nt
Organism: Coregonus sp. 'balchen'
Lineage: Eukaryota; Metazoa; Chordata; Actinopteri; Salmoniformes; Salmonidae
Source: the annotation of a GenBank genome assembly